Molecule: messenger RNA, 812 nt
Organism: Phanerochaete carnosa HHB-10118-sp
Lineage: Eukaryota; Fungi; Basidiomycota; Agaricomycetes; Polyporales; Phanerochaetaceae
Exons: 2
Coding region: 56-784 (242 amino acids)
Source: RefSeq, a predicted model, not a curated record
CUGUAUAAGAAGAGAACUUACAGCUCUCCUUGACGCAAGCUCCAAGCCAUUAGCCAUGAAUACCGCUCUCUGCUUGAGAGUCGUCUUGCUCGUCGCCAGCUCUAUCUCCAGUCAUGUGAGCUGCACACCCCCGAAUGCCGUUCCUCGUGCAGAGGAGCGAGCGAAGUUCGAAGGGCAGCAAACUUCACAUUUCGGCGAGAAGGGCUUUACUGCCGUUCGUGCGGCGUCGUUGCUAACGUUUAUCGUGCACAUCGCCAACGCCAUUGCCUUGCUCACCAUCCUAUCUGCCGUGGGAGCGCUCGCUAUUCAUGAGCUCUCUGAUUGGCUACUCCGAGUCGUGGCCGUCGACCCACUCGCUGUAUCGCCAGCCUUUGCUAUUGGCACGCUCCUCAUGAUUAUCGGUAGCCUCAUCCGAUCCGUCUCCUAUAAAUAUCUCGGACGCCACUUCACUUUCCAGCUCUCCAUCCAGAAGAACCACAAGCUCAUAACAAGUGGACCGUAUUCCGUUAUUCGUCACCCUGGCUAUACAGGAGGCUGUGUCUACAUGGUGGGCGUCGCUAUCAGCCAGCUUGGUCCUGGCUCGCUUUAUGCUGAGCUCGGCCUGUGGAUGAGCCCACUCGGCUUUGCUGCGGGUGUGUGCCAGCUCGUGUUCAUCACGUACGCUGUUUUCACGAUGCUCUUCCGAGUAUGGAGAGAGGACUCAGUGCUUAUGGAGGAGUUCGGGGAAGAGUGGUUCGCAUGGACAAGGCGCACACCCUGCCGUCUUAUUCCGGGUGUCUACUAAUAUUCCAAUGACUGCGUGUGAGUCUUCC